Molecule: messenger RNA, 1230 nt
Organism: Sebastes umbrosus (honeycomb rockfish)
Lineage: Eukaryota; Metazoa; Chordata; Actinopteri; Perciformes; Sebastidae
Exons: 7
Coding region: 265-951 (228 amino acids)
Cellular component (GO): membrane
Source: RefSeq, a predicted model, not a curated record
UGGUCUGUUCCUUAUAAUAUAUACUUACAUUGUGAUGUUGCUACUUUUGCUAAAGUAAAGGAUCUUCUGCCACUGCUAAUUUUUCAUUUAUUUGUGCAAAAUACAAACCAAGAGAGAUCACUUUGGUAAGGACGCUUUUAUUUUGAAGAAAUCAAACGAGCAAUAGGGAGUAUCAGUUUUGUUGCAGCUACCUGAACUCACACCUUCAGUAAACCAGACUGAUGCAGUUACAGUGAGUCUGUAGCCACGAACCAGGUGUGAGCGAUGACCAUCACUGUUGUCAAAGACAAGGGAGUGACCGUGGUCACCAUGGCGACUGACAGCGAGAGCAUGUUGCCCCCGCUGUGUCAAAUCCUCAAGGAUCUUUGCUGCAGUCUGAUGUGCUCAGUGUACAAGGGGCUGAUGCAGACCAAUAUGACUGCAGCUCUAGGGACUAUACAGAUCAUGGUGGGCCUGUUCAACAUCGGACUUGGGCCAGGACGAGUAUACAUGUCUUCUUGGGAUCUGACCAGCAUGGGAGCUGCUUACUGGCUGGGUGGCGUGUUCAUCGUAGCUGGAAUCGUGUCCCUUGUUGCCGACCGGUUCCCAUUUCUUUGCUUGGUUCGCUUUGCUGUGUUUGUGAACAUAGUCGGAUCUAUCUUCGCCUUUAUUGGCUUUGUGCUGUAUACCGUAGACCUGGCAGCUGUCCCUGACACCAAGAUGUGUACCUGGAGGAGUUACCUUCCUGAUACUUAUACUAACAACUGUGGAUAUGUGAUGUACUAUUUACAGUUGACAGUUAUGGACAUCACUAUGAUCGUCCUGGCUGUUCUCCAGCUGUGUGUCUGCAUCCGCUUGGCUGUUCUGGGCUUCAAGGCUGUGGUCAACAGGAAGAAGGAAGAGUUUCGCAAUGAUGUUGAAGAUCAGCAGCCACAGUUGAAGGAAGUCCUCCUGACCAUUCCUGGUGCUUAAAAUCAACUAAACACAUGGAAGCUUAUGACUAUGAAUUAUUGUAAUUGUCACUUGCUGAAAAUAAUCACCCGAUUUGCAAGCCAUUAAAUAGGUGUUAUCGGUCGCUAUAAGCACUACAGCGCCUGACUUCCACUUCUACUCCCGUGACACUUAUUACGAACACUAGAGGUUGCUGUUGUGUUCUUUUAUAACUUCUUUCUGUGAUCUACCAUGUGAAUAAAUGAUAAAACUAGUGGGCUACUUCUGGGUCUGAGAAAUGAAGCCAAUGCUAAAACCUGC